UAAUCCUCAAGGCGCGGCGCCCUCGUUGCCGGCGGCUUUUUCCCCUCGACCUCCCGCCACCGCCUGUCGGCAUACGCAGACCACCGGCUGCAUUUCCCACAAAACCCUCCUAUCCACCCCCUUUCACUCGCGCCGCCACUCAUCGCCGCCUCCCGCCCCCCUCCAUCCGAGCCUUCUGUUCACGGAGGUCGCGCGUUUCAGGAAACCGACCAGCACUCAGGGACGGGGAUCGGCGACGAUGGCGGAAGGCCGCAGCUGGAUGUACACGGGCCGUCAGAGCAGGACCUCAAUCACCCCCGAGUGGGCGGAGAAGGCGAUGGAGUUCGUGGAGCUCGCCUUCCGCCGCGUGCCGCCGGACGGCUGCGUGUGGUGCCCCUGCGCGUGCUGCGGCAACAGGCGAAAGCAGUCCAAGUACGACAUGCAGAUUCACCUGGGCAAGAACGGCUUCCAGCCUGAUUACACGGUGUGGGUGUACCACGGCGAGAGCCGUAGCAGCCGCACUGCUAAGCCGUCCCCCGGGGACAAUGGUAAUCUUCACGGGAAAAAGGAUGUGGAGGUUGCUGCUGCUGGUGGGGAGGAAGUGUCAAAACCGCAGGGAGCUAAGACUAGAAAGAGGGAGAUUUCCCUCAUUGAGGCGUAUGCAUUAAGCAAGCUACGGAAAGAGGAGCGGAUAGAGUGGGGUUACCAACGGCACCUGUGGGAGAAGGAAAAACUCCGGCAGCAGGAGCAGCAGAAUGCACCAAAGAGGCCGAUGAGCCGGCAAUGGAUGUACGGUGACCGACGCACUACCGAGUUUAUUACGGGCCUGCAUUAUUUUAUCGGUGUGGCGAAGGAAAACACUCGGGAUGGUUUUAUGUGUUGUCCAUGUCGUUUCUGUCAGAAUGAGAAGGCUUACUCUUCCUCAAAAAUCCUUCACACCCACCUGCUUGUGUCCGGUUUCAUGCCUAGUUAUAAUUGUUGGACCAAGCACGGAGAAAGAGGGGUUGUGAUGGAACAUAAUGAAGAAGAAGAGGAUGAUGACAGCUAUCCUAUGUUCCCUAAAUACAGUGAUACUGCAGCGGGGGAAUCUGAAGAUCAAGAGGCACCAAAGAGGCCGCGCACCUCUGGCGCACCCACUGCCGAGCUUGCUGAAGAUGAAGACAACAAGGAUGCCAACAGUUGUGCUUCCAGCUCUGGAUCAAUCUAGUGUUAUGUAUCUUACCUGUGAGGAUUCUAGCAUUGUUGUAGUUUCUGGACUUGUGAAAAAUUAUGCCGCCCGUGCUGCAGCUCCAAAUAUGUUCAAGAACAGCUCGUGCAUCCGAACAUGCUGAGACCUCCAGCCUACUAUCCUUCAUGUUCAGGUUCC
Molecule: messenger RNA, 1345 nt
Organism: Lolium perenne
Lineage: Eukaryota; Viridiplantae; Streptophyta; Magnoliopsida; Poales; Poaceae
Source: RefSeq, a predicted model, not a curated record